This is a messenger RNA of Brugia malayi, 1734 nucleotides long. RefSeq lists its product as uncharacterized. Bases 1 to 1734 code for a protein of 577 amino acids. The record is from RefSeq and is a predicted model, not a curated record. The transcript is spliced from 11 exons. Gene Ontology annotation, molecular function: guanyl-nucleotide exchange factor activity. Lineage: Eukaryota; Metazoa; Nematoda; Chromadorea; Rhabditida; Onchocercidae. Gene Ontology annotation, biological process: positive regulation of peptidyl-serine phosphorylation; small GTPase-mediated signal transduction.
AUGAAGCGAAAUGCAGAAAAGAACAAACAAAUAUCACUUGGUGCAAUAGUUAUGCCAACAUACGAUAUACCACGUCCCUCUCAAGAAGCCGUUUUACGAUUGGAAUCUUGGUACCACGGUUUGCUGACCAGGUUUCGAUCCGAAUGUCUUGUUCAAUCCGAAGGAGAUUUUUUAGUUCGUGAUAGCAUUUCAUUCAAAGGCGAUUUUGUGUUAACAGUAUUUUGGAAUGGACGCGUCGUGCAUUUUCAAAUUAACAAAGAUAUGUCACCUUUCAGCUCAAGUGGAUUUUUUUUUCAGUUCGAAGAGGAGCAAUUCGAAAAUAUACCAGAUUUGGUGACAUUUUAUCAGGCACAUAACAAGCCAAUCACUCGGACUAGUGGUCAAGAGCGAUCGUUGACUCAAAAGGUUCUAUCAAACGAAACACGAAAACAGUUGCAGUUAAAAGCAGGGCAACCAUCAUCACCUGCUUCACUGGUACCAUCUAACGAUAAACCACAUUUCUCGUUAUCGGAUUUGCUCAGUCGACCAUUACCAAGACCAAUUGGAUCACCUGUUAAGGAAGAUAAAAAUGAAUACUCUGAAAUAGAUUACGAUGCUAUGGAAAAGGCGACCAUUGCAGCGUCGACCGUUCCAGAAGUUGUAAGCCCGUCAAAGUCAAAGUUGUGUUAUCAGGACCACAAAUUGUCAUUCACCUCAUUAAAUUCAGCACGUAGCGAGCUGACAGAUUCAAAUAGCGCAUUAUCGCCAGGCACAUCUGCGUAUUGCAUUGAAAUCAGCAAUCUGCAUUGGCGUAUGCCAGGUAACCACGACUAUGAUCGACCAAGGGCAUGUGCAGCCAUAUCCGCUACCAAUUUGCAUAAUUAUCGAUCACCAUUUAUCGAACCCAAUAAUAAACCCCAAACAGAAGAGCUAUUGGAAAAAUUCAGACAGCUGCUGUUAACGAAGAAACCGGAAAGUUGCGCUCAGCUAAUAACUACUGAAGAUUAUCGAUUACUAAGACUUGGAAAAAACUUGCGGGCACCAAUCAAGGAAGCAGCGAAAUUCGAACAGUUAAAUGGAUUAUUACUUAUUUUGUUGCCACAUGGAGAAAAUGUGCGGAAUGAUCUCCUGGAAAGACAGCGUUCGUUGCAUUAUUUGUGCAUUUUGUCCAUAUUGCACCAGGCCCAAUGUACUCAACGUUGGGCCAUAUAUAACGCCUGGGUGCAAAUUGCUCGUGCCUUACUUUAUCAGUUUGGUAAUGCAUUUUCCAUCCUUACGCUUCUCGACGCAUUAUGUUCAGAUCUCGUAAAAUCUGUUCUUUCCGAAGAGUACACGUGGACAUUGCAGCAAGAGCUGGAAUUGGUAGCAUACAGAUUGCACCGGUGUGAACCAUUACCACUUAGCUAUCCACAAAUAAACAUACCAUUUAUGCAACCACUCCUCAACAUUUUUUCAAAUAACCCUUUUUCCCUCGAUGAUACGUGCAACGCUAUGACGUGGGCAACAGAAGUGGAUAAUUUGUGGAAAUGGCUUCAAGAAGGUCGACAUUGGGUCAAAAGAGCUGUCCAGCUGGAUGCAAACAAUUCGAAUUUAUGCAAGGAAGAGAUAUCCCACGGCGAGAACUUCCUAAGCACAGAAUUUAGUCUGAAAGUGUUGUUUGGAUCGAAAGGCCUUCCGAUGAAUAUUGAGAAACGAUAUGAUAAACUAGCUGCAAUGGCGCAGGCUCUGAAGGAACGUUGCAGCCUUCACCACUGA